AUGCGAUUCUUGACCCCAGCCCUGCUGGGCCUCGCUGGCCUGGCGUCUGCUGUCGUUCUCCCCACCACCAGCACUGCGCCGAUCGAAGCAGUCGAGACGGAGAGCCCAAGCACCGACAUCACCCCCGACAGCGAUGAGAUUACCACCAAAUUCACCGAUGUGCGCGAGAAGAUCGUCAAAGAGUACAAGAAUGUGGAAGAGAUCCCCACCAGCAAAUACUUCACUGAAUCCAGCUUCCACUAUCAUUAUGACGGUCGAUUCGCUGAUAAGCAAUUGCCUGAAGAAAAAGUCAUUCCAUAUCUGUCGGCUUUGAUUCAAACUUAUUUGAAGACGAUGGAUUCUAUCGGUGCCGAAACAUGGAUCAUGCACGGAACUCUGCUCGCUUGGUGGUGGAACCAAAAGAUCUUCCCAUGGGACAAUGACCUGGAUGUCCAAAUUUCUGAACCGACCAUCCACUUCUUGGCGGAUUACUACAAUAUGACAGAGCACCAUUUCGAGAUUCCCGAUGGGGAAGCGGAGGGCCGCAAGUACCUACUAGAGAUCAACCAACACUACGCCGUCAAGGAUACCCGUGACAGACUGAACGUCAUCGACGCUCGCUGGAUUGACAUGUCCUCUGGUCUUUUCAUCGACAUCACCGCCGUGCGCAAGGAUGAGAUGAAGGAAUCAGGAUGGCUGAUGUGUAAAGAUCGUCACACCUAUGAACAGGACCAGAUCUGGCCCCUGCGCGAAAGCUACUUCGAAGGUGUUCCCGCCAAGAUUCCCUAUGCUUAUGUUGAGCUGCUGAAGGAAGAAUACGGCGUCAGGUCACUUACCAAUGGUGACUUCCAUGACCACCACUUUAAUGACAAGACCAAAAUUUGGGACCAGGUGAAGAAGCAAGCGAAGCGCUUCCUCCCUCAGGCCUUGGGCGGCGGCAAGUCAAAGUCCAUCCGCUCCCUUGGAAUUCGACAAUACGCAUGA
Messenger RNA from Penicillium manginii, 963 nucleotides. RefSeq lists its product as uncharacterized. The record is from RefSeq and is a predicted model, not a curated record. The coding region runs from base 1 to 963 and encodes 320 amino acids. The transcript has 6 exons. NCBI's taxonomy places the organism in Eukaryota, Fungi, Ascomycota, Eurotiomycetes, Eurotiales, Aspergillaceae.